Molecule: messenger RNA, 2080 nt
Organism: Haliotis rubra (blacklip abalone)
Lineage: Eukaryota; Metazoa; Mollusca; Gastropoda; Lepetellida; Haliotidae
Product: F-box only protein 4-like
Exons: 6
Coding region: 227-1537 (436 amino acids)
Biological process (GO): SCF-dependent proteasomal ubiquitin-dependent protein catabolic process; protein polyubiquitination
Cellular component (GO): SCF ubiquitin ligase complex
Molecular function (GO): protein binding
Source: RefSeq, a predicted model, not a curated record
UUGUAGGCAACGUGACAGCAUGUAAACAUCAACGUGGACUUCCGUGUUUAGUCAUCUGUCAGUACGCUCCACGUGGAGGUUUUCUAUAUCACACCCGUGACGUAAGCAGUUCAAAACUAUAUAUAUAACAUGAAGUCUCUUACAGCGAUAUCAGAAUUUAAACUGACGUUGACAGUCAAAUUUAUUUCUACAGCCAGAGUCUCUGGCAGAGAGCGGAGCCACCAUAAUGAUUUCAGUCGCACAAAUGCCGUGUACCGUUACUUCCCAGCCGAGCCAGGAACCGAUUUUUAGUCACCAGUACCAAGAGGAAUCAAUUCUUGAUGCUGAGAUAAGUAAUGUGUUAAACUCAGUGAAGGAUUUACUGAAAAAAUACAGAAUGUACAGCAAGGCUGCUGAGUCGAGUGUUGUGUCAGGCGGACUACAGCAGUAUCUUAUCAGACAACUAAAACGGAAAAAUGUUACCCCGGACAAGUCAACAUUAGAGCGUCUACAAGCUCUUUACCUCAAAGAUUCGGCAACUGUUCACAUGCUGCCAGAUAACGUAUACAACAAUCAAACUGAAAACAAUACUCCAAGAUUUAACCGUCUUCCAGUCAAUUUGAAACUGCACAUAUUUUCCUUCCUGGAUGCCAGAGGGUUGUGUCAAGCUAGUCGAGUAUGUCGUGAAUGGCAUCAGCUGACGUCUGAUGCAUUGUUAUGGCAAAGGAGACUCAAGAUAGAUUUACCAAAAUGGGAAGUUCUGUCUCACACAGCGAAUCCCAAACUGUAUCAGGAAACUGAGUCAGAACUGACAGAUAAAGAAGUUUACUUCAGAUGUUCCCCUGAAGUUCAGCAGUGUCAAAGACAGGAGCUCUCAACAUUCCACCAAGUAUCACAGGUGCUCAAGUCAUUCCUUCCAAAGAAAGCCCCUCGUGUUGCCAUGUUUGGACCAGGCCUUGAAACCAACACCAGCAGCAUUGUCAGGAAGAUGCUGUAUGAAGACAAUGAAACAUUCCAAAGGAUAGCAAUGUUUCCUGGACAGUUUGAAGGUAUGGGGGCUGGUAUGACGAUGAAGCUGCGUUCAGGCAACAACUUCCACCUGACUGUUCUGUACACAGCAACAAAGAGGGAGCGAGAGAUGACACAAAACCGAGAUAGACUGGCUACAAGUAAACUGCUGAGUAAGCAGAAACAGAAUGAAGAUGGCACUGAUAGUGAAACCUACGAGCUUCAGCAGUCAAUCAAAGAUCUGUGUCACACCCUAGAUGCCUUUGUGUUUGUAGUGGAUGCUUCCUGCCCAGUGGAAACAGUGGAGAGUGGUAAAAGAGAGCUGUUUGCCAUGAUCAACGAAAGAUGGUUAGCUCCAUAUGUUCCGGUUCUGGUGCUCUCGUGUAUCCCAGAAUCAUCUUCUCAGAGACUUCCUGCUAGUGAAGUUGUGCUGGCACUAGAUCUCUGUGAGCUCAACAGGCCCUGGCUGGUGAGGGAUGCUGUGGUUGAUGGUCUCACUGGUGUGGAGAAAGGAAUUCAAUGGAUUGUUGAUCAGUCUCAGCACAAGUAAACACAGGAGGCUGAAUUGUGACUGAUGUUCCCACAGCAUAAUGGCAGGAGACAUGAUCACUGGGAAUGCAGCCGUCUUUUAUGAAGAUCACUUUGAAUGGCUGUGCAAGAUUGCCGAUUCCAUGUUGACCAAUAUUUCCUCACUGACUCCCUUACAUGAGUGAGUGAGUGAGUAUGGUUUUACGAUGCUUUUAGCAAUAUUCUAGAAAAAUCAUGGCGGGGGACACCAGAAAUGGGCUUCACAUAUUGUUGUACCCAUGUGGGGAAUCAAACCCGGGUCUUCAGCAUGCCAAGCAAACACUUUAACGACUAGGCUACCCCCCACCGCCCUUACAUGAAGUCAGGGGUCAUUGUGAUGCAGGCAUGACGAGCAUUACUGACUAUGUGGAGGACCUUAAUGUGAUAUUGUCAACUAUUCCACUUCAUGGCAUGACAUAGAAAUCUCAAACUUAAACCAGAGUAGGUGUUAGAACGUUUUUGAUAUUUAUGUAUUUUCAUAUUGUUAAAAUAUUGUUUUGAAAUCAAAUAAAUGUGAUGGCAUUGA